ACAUGGGAGGCGCCGAAGUUGCUAUAUCAGAACUUCUUCUCUGGUAUAAGGAGGAUACGUCUAAUAACUCAAUUGCUGUAAACCUAUUGUUAUUUUUCUGGUAUUAAACAUCUCUUCAGUCUCAGAUUGAUUGCAAUGUUCCUUCUACUUCACCUCAUCGUUCUGAUAGAUGCCAAAGGUUUUUUACUGACUGAAGGAAGCACAAUAACAUCUUUGUGCCCAAAAGGCUACUUCCCCUGUGGAAACCUUACCAAAUGCCUACCCCGAGCUUUCCACUGUGAUGGCGUGAAUGACUGUGGGAAUGGUGCUGAUGAGGAAAACUGUGGCGACACUAGUGGAUGGGCGACUAUAUUUGGCACAGUCCAUGGAAAUGCUAAUAAUGUGGCAUUCACACAGGAGUGCUUUCUUAACCAGUAUCCACAAGACUGUGACUGCAAAGACACGGAACUAGAAUGUGUAAAUGCUGGCUUAAUGUCUGUGCCCACCAUCUCCAGCAAUGUGACAUUACUGUCCCUUAAGAAAAACAAAAUUCACAGUCUUCCAGGAAAAGUUUUCAUCAAAUAUCCAGAACUUGAAAAGAUAUUUCUCCAGUAUAAUUGUAUUAGACACAUAUCCAGGAAAGCAUUUUUUGGAUUGUAUAAUCUGCAAAUAUUAUAUCUCAGCCACAAUUGCAUCACAACUCUCAGACCUGGAGUAUUCAAAGACUUACAUCAGCUAACUUGGCUAAUUCUAGAUGACAAUCCAAUAACCAGAAUUUCUCAGCGGUUGUUUACUGGAUUAAAUUCCUUGUUUUUCCUGUCUAUGAUUAAUAACUACUUAGAAGCUCUUCCCAGGCAGAUGUGUGCCCACAUGCCUCAACUCAACUGGAUAGAUUUGGAAGGCAAUAGAAUAAAACAUCUCAUGAAUUCUACCUUCCUCUCGUGUGAAUCUCUCACAGUGCUGUUUCUGCCUAGAAAUCAAAUUGAUUUUGUUCCAGAGAAGACAUUUUCUUCAUUAAAAAAUUUAGGAGAACUGGAUCUAUCUAGCAAUAUGAUAAUGGAGCUACCACCCCACAUUUUUAAAGACUUGAAGCUUCUACAAAAACUGAGUCUGUCGUCCAAUCCUCUUUUGUAUCUUCACAAGAACCAGUUUGAAAGUCUUAAGCAACUUCAGUCUCUAGACCUGGAAAGGAUAGAGAUUCCAAAUAUAAACACACAGAUGUUUCAGCAUAUGAAGAAUCUAUCUCACAUUUAUUUCAAAAACUUUCGAUACUGCUCCUAUGCUCCCCAUGUCCGAAUAUGUAUGCCCUUGACUGACGGCAUUUCUUCAUUUGAGGACCUCUUGGCUAACGAUAUCCUCAGAAUAUUUGUCUGGGUUAUAGCUUUCAUAACCUGCUUUGGAAAUCUUUUUGUCAUUGGCAUGAGAUCUUUCAUUAAAGCUGAAAAUACGACUCACGCUAUGUCCAUCAAAAUCCUUUGUUGUGCAGACUGCCUGAUGGGUGUGUACUUGUUCUUCAUUGGUUUUUUUGAUAUAAAAUACCGCGGGCAGUAUCAGAAGUACGCGCUGCUGUGGAUGGAGAGCUUACAAUGCCGCCUCAUAGGGUUCCUGGCCAUGCUGUCCACCGAAGUCUCUGUCCUGUUGCUGACCUAUCUGACUCUGGAGAAAUUCCUCGUCAUUGUCUUUCCCUUCAGUAACAUUCGUCCUGGAAAAUGGCAGACCUCAGUCGUCCUCAUUUGCAUUUGGAUAGUGGGGUUUUUAAUAGCUGUAAUUCCACUUUGGAAUGAGGAUUAUUUUGGAAACUUUUAUGGAAAAAAUGGAGUCUGUUUCCCACUUUAUGAUGACCAAACAGAAGAUUUUGGAAGCAAAGGGUAUUCUCUUGGAAUUUUCUUAGGUGUGAACUUGCUGGCUUUUCUCAUCAUUGUGUUUGCCUAUGUUACUAUGUUCUGUUCCAUUCAAAAAACUGCCUUGCAAACUUCGGAAGUGAGGAAUCACAUUGGAAGAGAAGUGGCUGUUGCAAAUCGUUUCUUUUUUAUAGUGUUCUCUGAUGCCAUCUGCUGGAUUCCUGUAUUUGUAAUUAAAAUUCUUUCCCUCUUCCGGGUGGAAAUACCAGGUACCAUCACUUCCUGGAUAGUCAUUUUUUUCCUUCCAGUAAACAGUGCCUUGAACCCAAUCCUCUACACUCUCACAACCAGCUUUUUCAAAGACAAGCUGAAACAGUUGCUGCACAAGCAUCGGAGGAAAGCUAAUUUCAAAACUAAAAAGAAAAGUUUAUCUACAUCCAUUGUGUGCACAGAUGACUCCUCCUCACUUAAACUUGAGGUUUUGAACAAAAUCACCCUUGGGGACAGUAUAGUGAAGCCAAUUUCCUAGUGAUGGUUUUGAAUCUGCACUUUCAAUGGACUACCUAAAAAAAAAACAAAAAGUACAGCAUUUGGAAAAUGACAUCACCAUGCUUUUCAUCUUCACCAGUAGCAAGCCUUUCUGCACGGAGAGCACAGCAGAGUGACUUCUGGCCCUGCGUUCCAGGGGCAGCUGCACUGCUAUCCACUGUACUGAGAACUGUACCUAAGGGUUCCUGUCGCCCUCACAUGGCUGAAAUGCGCCAGUGAAUGCAUGUAUAGUAGGUUGACAUGCAUUUGAUCUCUAGCUAGUCAGCACUACCUACUACCAGCAAAUAUUCACAUGUUAGUACCACAUAAGUCUGCUUUUAAAUUGAGAUGUCCUCUCAGUAGAAUAAAAACAUUCACAACAUCUAAUUUUAGUGUAACAACAGAAGACUGACAUCUCUUUCCUUGUGUUUUCAAUGUCCAAUAAAGCCAUCAGCUUCCUCCUGAACUGAUAGCAAAGGAUUUCUGAGAUGUUCAUCCCCCUCAAUUCCUGUCCUAAGAAGGCGGGUAGAGUACAAAUGCUGGGAAAGUUCAUAUAAAGUUACCAUGUGUAAUAUAUGCUCAGACACACACAGUGAUGAUACCUCAUACCAGUCACCUUGUUGACUUUUACUUAAUGUCAGAAAAGCUUAGACCUCAGACAAGAUAUUUUUCUUGUGCCCAGGCCACAAAGGAAAAAUUAGGCACUUCAAAUACCAAAAAAAUAUAUUUUACCAUGUUUUUAAGUAUAACUUAUUUAACAUAUCUCUAUGACUGGCAAGUUAUGCAUUCAGAGAACACACAGAUAAGAGUGUUAAAGGAAAUUUAAGAAGUGUGCUUGAUUUGGGAUCAUUUGCUUGGUUGGAUAAAUUCCCAUUGUUUUUAACAAAAAGGCCAGUUAAGUUUGGAUUUGCAUUUUGCAAAUAAAAAGUGAAGGCCUGGACAUGUUUUUAUAACUAAAGUUCAUAUGUGAAAAACAAUUCAGGUGAAUAAAAUUUUAUUUUGCAUUUGUCCAUAUAUUAUUUUAAGUUGAAUAAAGACCAUAGUAAGGUUUAUUGACUGGUAGAGAAUAUGCUUUCCAGAUCAAGUCAGGAAACAGGACUUCAGUUAACAAAACACAUCUUAGAUUUUUCUUUCUCUUCUCUUUUUUCCACAGUGUGAGGCAGUAAUUUAAUUUAUUUGUUGUUCACAUCAUCCUGAGUUCCUGUAAUGAAAUGCAGGGUCAGACACUGACUGGCAAUACCAGUUAUCCCACUGCAUAGUAAAUGAACUAUCAAGUUGAAUUCAGAAAAGCAAGAUUCUCAGACUUUAUGUUUAUCUCUCAUUGCUUAAUAUUUACUAAAAUCAUUAUGUGAGUUUCGCCAUUUUGAUCAAGUGGGAGAUUUUUUACAUCAAUGAAAUCUUUCCAUUGGAUUCUAGAAAUGACAUUCCUAUUCACUAAUGAGGCUGCCCUUUUCCAUAUGGUUUCAAACUUUUCUUCAUCUUGUCUCUUCACUAUGACUAGUCACUUCUUAACAUGUUUUCUAUAUUUACCAACAUUUUAUUAAACUUUACUUGCCUUGAUCAUCAUAUGGUUUAUUUCCUAAUAUACUUCCCAACAUCAAGGACAUAAAAAAGGAAAAGACCCUGAGCCUAGGGAACUUCAAUCUUAGCACAAAUGUGUGUCUUCUCUUCAUGGAAAGCAUGAAACAUGGCCCAUGAACCUAACAUCUGGGAACUGUGUUUGUGAAUUUCUGCACUCUAACCUUUGAGCAGUGGACAUGAGAAGCACAAGGUCAAAGGCAUCAGGGAAGUUGGCAACAUAUCUCACUGAAGAAUUGAAUUUUGAUGGCUUGGUGAUUUACAAUCUUAUUCUGUACUGUUAUGUAUAUAGAAAACCAUCAGAAAUAUAUUUGAUUUUAGCAUUUUAUAUUUUUGUCUCUGAAUUGAAUAAGUGUUAAGUGGUAGGUCAGAUUUGUUUCAUAAAUGCAGUAUUUCUGUGUGGUUAUGAAAACACCAGCUCUGUUCAUCAAUGACUUUCCAAAAUAAUAUAAACAUCAAUUAAAUAUCA
Talpa occidentalis (Iberian mole) is the source of this 4395-nucleotide messenger RNA. RefSeq names its product relaxin family peptide receptor 2 (gene RXFP2). Gene Ontology annotation, molecular function: G protein-coupled receptor activity; protein binding. The transcript is spliced from 18 exons. The record is from RefSeq and is a predicted model, not a curated record. Gene Ontology annotation, biological process: G protein-coupled receptor signaling pathway. Bases 136 to 2349 code for a protein of 737 amino acids. Lineage: Eukaryota; Metazoa; Chordata; Mammalia; Eulipotyphla; Talpidae. Gene Ontology annotation, cellular component: membrane.